Molecule: messenger RNA, 608 nt
Organism: Drosophila subpulchrella
Lineage: Eukaryota; Metazoa; Arthropoda; Insecta; Diptera; Drosophilidae
Gene: hoip
Product: NHP2-like protein 1 homolog
Exons: 2
Coding region: 153-536 (127 amino acids)
Biological process (GO): mRNA splicing, via spliceosome; maturation of SSU-rRNA; ribosome biogenesis
Cellular component (GO): precatalytic spliceosome; small-subunit processome; nucleolus
Molecular function (GO): RNA binding
Source: RefSeq, a predicted model, not a curated record
UUUUCCGACGCCGACGCACGUGUUUUGAAAGUGAUUUCAAUAGUUCAUUCAAUUUCUAACCAGCAACAAAUUGCCCUCAGUGAAGCAACAAGCCGAGAGGUUGCAUUAAAAAACACGUUUUUCAUAUAACAUACCAAACAAACAACUUAAAAAUGACUGAGGAGGUGAACCCCAAGGCAUUCCCGCUGGCCGAUGCCCAGCUCACGGCCAAGAUUAUGAACCUGCUGCAGCAGGCCCUCAACUACAACCAGCUGAGGAAGGGAGCCAACGAGGCCACUAAAACCCUGAACCGUGGGUUGGCCGACAUCGUGGUCCUGGCUGGCGACACGGAGCCCAUCGAGAUCUUGCUGCACUUGCCGCUCCUCUGUGAGGACAAGAACGUGCCCUACGUCUUCGUGCGCUCCAAGCAGGCCUUGGGUCGCGCCUGCGGAGUCUCCCGGCCAAUUGUGGCCUGCUCGGUGACCACCAACGAGGGCAGCCAGCUCAAGUCCCAGAUCACCUCCAUCCAGCAGGAGAUCGAGCGACUGCUAGUUUAGUUACCUUUAGACUUAAGUGAACAUGCGUACAAAGUGGAAAAUUUAAUAAACAUGUGUAUUUUUUAAUGCAAA